Klebsormidium nitens is the source of this 1777-nucleotide messenger RNA. The record is from the annotation of a GenBank genome assembly. NCBI's taxonomy places the organism in Eukaryota, Viridiplantae, Streptophyta, Klebsormidiophyceae, Klebsormidiales, Klebsormidiaceae.
AAACUGAGUCUCGACACGAUUUCGGCAGCCUGCAACAGGCGUGCAAUGCGCUGCAUUGAUUGAUCAGUGCAUGAAGCAUUGCUACCUAGUACCAAUUCGGAUGGCAGUGAAGCUGGGGUGCAGGGCUUUUAGAAGGCAAGAGAAGCUGCAGGAGCGCGGCUAGCGUCGCAGGAUCAGCGGAGCCACAGGAGCGAGAGCUAGCUAGCAAAUCACAAGUAUGGCGGCCUUUGUUGUCGACGGGAUCGGCAUAGCGCUUGCUAGCCUUCUCGUUUUGUCAAACGGGUUCAUGUUCGUCUUCCUGCUGAGGGUUGGCUACAAAAGGGACAGGGCGUUAUCGGUGGAUGUUUCUGUGAUCCUGAACAGCUUUGACGACAAUCAUGAGGGGAGGCCUAGAAAGAGAUCUGGGAAGCGGGUGCAGGGAAGGCAUUUCGAGAUUGGAGUUGCAGGCGGCACGCCCGACACCCUCAAGAAUCUCAAUGCAGUCUCGCUUGCAGCUGAGGACGCCAAAAAAGUGACACACAUUGAAUGUAAGACUGGUGAAGGUGACAUUAUAGUAUUCCAAAAGUCAACCGAGGAGGCUCCAGAUCGAACUGCUGGGCGGGACUUGGCUGAGCAUGAGGAAACUAAUCAGAAGCAUCUCACUGCCAUGCGAUCCAUCAGACGGCACUCGGCUGAGGAGACUCAUCAGGAGCUGCCUCCAAGACCGUCGGGCGGAAUCAAAAUUGCUCACUCUUUCUUGAGUGACAAGAUGUUGAGUAUCCAGCAAGGGACGAUGAUGCUUUGCACAGUGAUGGACAUUGCAUCCAUCUUAUUAUCGGUGCUCCGGUCAGAAAUGCGGCGCCCCCGGGAGAAUGGGGGCGGAGAGCCAACAGUGCACUCAUAUCCAUUUGCGUACCUGCUGACCGUGGCUGCUUUUGCCGUGCUGGCCCAAGAGGUUGUGCUCAAGGUCCUAUUGGGAGCUAGCUGGUUGGUGGUGCUUCCCGCCAUCAUAAAGAACAGCGUCAACUCCAUGUGCCAAAGGAACGGCAUUGUUUUCAGGAAAGCAGGUGACAAACCGAAAGAAUGGCGGGAGGUUUUGUGGGUCACCUCAAAGUUUGACAAGCGAAGGGGCCUGUGGUGUGACCAUGGGGGCCUGGGGAUCCAGUAUGCCCAUGCUGUCCUGUCUAUCGAAGAAGCAUACGCUGCCGGCGAUGCUUGCUUGGUGCAACUGGCCGUUGCCACGGGGGUGUACUCCUUUGUGAUCGUUGCUGCUGUUGCGAUGAUCAUAACGUUGGGCUCUGCCUACUUUCCUGGAGCUGGAGCCGUGCUUUCUGCGGCAGCCGCGAUCACAACAGCGGUCACCGCGAGCAUGGCGCUGAUCUGCACCCACUUGACAAUGUUGUGUUACCACGUCGGCAAGGGAAGGCGUAUCAUGAGGGAGGUCAACGGAGGUAUGAGCUUUGCCACCGGGAAGAGCAUAAGGGAAUUCCAGCUGGGACCCGGGUGGGGGAGCCCGGAAGCUGUGCGAGCUGCUCUGCUCUAUGUCCUGUGCCCCAUGAUGCUGAUGAAUAAGGUGUUCAAGCCAAAGCCUGGGAUGCACCUCUCUUUCCUUUCCAAGUGGGGUGGACACGGAGGACAGGCGGCGGCGCAGUUCAUGCGUGCGGAUAUUGUAACAAGGGCAGACUCCUCCGAUCUGAUGCGAGAUGCACGUCCGCACAUGGGUGCGCUCUGCACACUCGUUCUAGACGGGGUCAGGAGAGCCGUGGCGCAGGCCGCAACUUUCGUGUGGCUUGGAUAG